AUACUGCAGAGUAAUCGUGUCAUAUGAUGAGACCAUGACUCUGUCUCUGCGUGACUUUUAUUCAUUCAUUCAAGGAACGAUUCUGUAUUCCGUGCUUUACAAUUGAUUGUAAAUCUUUAUUAUGUUUUCCUGUGCUGUCUGUAAAAUAUUUCGUGAUGGUCACCCAUCGCACAAAAGGGAAAGCUUCUGGGCUUGGAUUGUUUGCUUCGCCGCUGCAACGAAUCUGGCUUUCACCACUGGAUUGGUUUAUAGUUUUGGAGUGCUCUUGCCGAUAUUCAUGGAUCAUUUUAAAGAAAACCGAGAACGUACAGGUAAUCUAAUGAUUUAACUAGACAUGUAAAUUUUUAGAGUUUACAAUCUCUCGAGACGCUAAUUUAAUUUGCAUCGAUGGCAUAGGUAGCCCAUAUGGCAUAGGUUGCCACACGACUGCUUCGUACCUCUUACGCAACAACAGUAAUAUAAGGGUUUUGUAUAGGGAAAAUAACUACAUUUAGAUACCUUUUCGGAAUUUCUCUUCAAAUGAAUAGUCGAACCCACUCCCGUAUUUUGCUUCUUUGUCUCCGGUCUGAUAUACGUGGAAAAGAGUGGCCUUGGAUCGUCUGAAAACCUAGUUUUUCAUUUGACUACGUAAUUAUGGCGAUUUCUAGAAUGUCACGCAAGCCUCCGUUACGUUACUUAACGAAAAACAGUUGCGAUUGAGGCAAAGAAUACCGGAGCCAAAUACGAAAAAUACCAACUUGGACAAAAGUUAAGAACAGCAGAGAGCCAGGCAAAUUUGUGAAAUUAUGGUAUAGUAAGGGGUAUGCUAACACUGAUUGUAGACGACGAACGUAACAAAUUUAACUCGAUGAACAGCUAGGAGGUAGCGUUAGCACGAGGCUGCCAUGUGACUACUCAAUGCCUCUUUAGAUCAGAUAUGGGCGGCCGUCACCACCAAAAAUACAAGGAUGUCAAAUAGGUCAGCAAAUACAAAGCUGGUUUAAGAAUCAGCUGCAGGAUAGAAUAGCUAAUAAAUGAAUGGCAUGGCCAAAUUAUAGACGGUUUAGUUUUCCUUCAUGAAAUAAAGUUCAGGGUCGUAACAAGGUAUAUGAGAUCAGGGAUCACAGCCCCGGGAUCUAUGAUCACAACACUUGGGAUCGGGAUCAGCAGUGUUUUAGUGGAAUCAGGGAUCAAAAUUGUGAACGUUUUUGGGAUCAGGGAUCAAAAUUCCCAAUGUUUUUGUGAUCAGGGAUUAAAAUUCUCAACGUUUUUGUGAUCAGGGAUCAAAAUUUGGGGCAAAAAUACAGGAUCAGUUAUGAAAAAAUAUACCUUGUUACCACCCUGAAAGUUGGUUAAGUUGAAAAGCAGGGAUUGCUCGUAGUCUAGUCAGAUAUUUAAAAAGCCUUCGAGAGGUAACCCCGGCUUGCUUUGAUCAAAAUUAAGGUCGAUACAAAUUGGUUCUGUGUUGAAUAAGUCGUUGAGAAAGAGUACUUAUUUCCAUUCUCAUAUGGCCAAAUACUUAUGUGUUCGGUCCUUGCACGUAUUUUUUUUAUCAGGUUUAUUUUGGAUGUUAUGAAAUACCUAUAUGUGGAAACUGUCGUUGUUGUCUUCCUUUCUAGCCUGGGUUGGUUCGCUACCUAUCGCCCUGGUGCCGUUCUUUUCCAUAUUUGCAAGCUCCUUAGCCAACCGAUUUGGCUGCCGAACGGUGUCUGUGACGGGAUGUAUGGCAUUUGCGCUCAGUUUAGUGACAGCUUCAUUGGCUAAGAACUUGACCGUCUUGUACGUAGCCUUUAGCGUUAUUGGGAUUGGGGCUAGUUGUGCAUUGGUGUCAGGUUUAGUAAUGGUUCGAAAAUGUUUUGACAAACGCGAAGCAUUUGCUCUUGGAAUCGUUUCAACGGGGCAAGGCUUGGGAACAAUGGUUCUCAGCCAAGUUCUUCAAUAUCUUACUGACGCUGUCGGCUGGAGAAGUACAUUGCGGAUCAUGGCGGGUGCUUUAGUUUUAAACGCAUUGCUUGCUUUGCUUUUUGAUUCUAAAGUGGACACAGAAAACUCUGAGAGCGGGGAACAGCUUUCAAGUGAAGAGGAUGGACAGAGAAGAAAGUCCAAACGAUUCACAUUCCAUUGCUCCGUGUGGAAAGUUCCCAGUGUUAUUGCGCUUACAAUCACCGGAGUGUUCUUCAUGUUUGGUCGUUCUAUAAUCUAUGUGCUUGUGGUAGGUAGCUCUACACCUCUUACUAAUCGAAUGCGAGAUCCGAAUAUGUGCGUUAUUGACCAAGUGAGGUCAAGAUGGAUAUUGACCGAGUUUUUUACGCAAAAGAUACGAGGCUUAUAUACAGCUAUUUUGACCGAAAGCUUGGUUAAUAAUAGAUUUAUUACAUAACAAAAAUAUUUUGCUUUAUUACUAAUCAAGAAUAACUUGCUUAUUUCGAGAGCCGGGAAAGAAAAACUCGUGUUUGUAGCACAAUAAACCCUCUAGAUUCGCUUAUGUUUCAUUUUUUUUUAACUGCCUUCUGCCGCUAUUUGCAACUCCAUCGUCGACAUUGUCCAAAAAUAACCAACUCUAUAAGUCCCCUCCAUUCUUAAUGUAUUCUACACUUCUUUUGAGCAGCGGGCGGGCUAAGCCUGGAGAGUACAAAUAGAGAUUUCUCGUUUGUUGGCAAUACUGCCAACCGUAUGGAAACAAACAUGAGGCGAUAUUCAGCAAUGUUAUCGUUGCUUAGAGAGAAAAGAAAAACAUUUCUACUAAGAAGCAGCUCAGGUAGUUUGUUCAAAUUGCGAGAUACACGAGAUGUUAGCAGCAACUGACAGAUUUGAAAGUUUUUCGGUAAAAGUUUAAGCUUUAUGGUGAUUGAAAAAGAAUCAGAGACGGUUGAGUUUAUGGAUGGUUGAACCCCACGUGCGGAGUUGACACUGAGGGAGUAGAUGGUGAAGUGGAAAGGCAAAACAAGGGGAGGAUAAAGCGCUCAAGGACUCCCCUCCCCUCCCCCCUGUUAACUUGGGGGGACAAGUUAUCAUCUUUCACUUUUACUGUUGUCUCGCACUUUGUUUUACAUUCUCAGGUGAAAUACUCUGUAGAUCGUGGGAUGUCUUCUGCAGCUUCGUCAAGGCUCGUUCUUUUUAUGGGAAUCAAUAUUGUUCUUGGCCGAUUUGUGAGUGGCUUUCUGUGCUCCAUCAAACGACUCGAUAACUGGUUUAUUUUACAAGGCAUGGCAAUCACAAACGGCGUCUCGACAAUGCUCCUUGCCUUGGCUAACAGCUACGAAUGGUUAGUCGCAUAUUCCGUUAUAUUCGGGUUUUGUGACGGGGCAAUGGGUGUAUUGGUUAACAUCAUAGCUCUGACAUGCGUAGAUCCCUCUAAAGCAGGUUCAGCCUUUGGUAACGUUUUGCUGGCGACGUCCUUGGUGACAUUAGUUGGACCUCCUCUGUCAGGUAUGGACAAUACUAUGAAAAGAAAUUGAGAGACAACCACAGCUCUUGAAUUUAUAUUUUAAGUCCUUUAAAGUGCAAGUUCGUGUCAUAAAAACGCAAAUUGCAUAAAUUGACACUUUAAAUCCACUAUAAAAUUCCGGCUUCUUGCUUAGCUGGGCUAUUCCUCUCAAAUAUCUCAUAGAUCGCUUCUCUUUUCAGAAUUUCCAGAAAUACGCCCGCACUGUGUCACUAUUUUCGUCGAUGUAGACGUGUCUCUUUAUUCUGUGUCAAAACAUCUAGGCAGUAGAAGAGCUACACGUAAUUAUCAUCAGUUUGUGGCAGAAAAAACGCUCUGAGUCUUAAAAUAACUCGAACAUUAUACCCGUUAGGAAAAGGUCAAGCCUGCUUGAGUGAGGAAUUUGAGCUGGAACUAUCAAGUUUUUCCAACAGAAUAAACGUGUUUUGUCUUCUAAUAUGGAGAUGUUUAAACUUAAAAAGUUCACUUUCUCGAACAGAUGGCUCAGAAGGAAAGGUCUACAAGAAAGUCACGGUCGCUAAUCUUGCUUUGUGCGAAAAGAAUGGACGAUCAAAUCCGGCACUUGGUGGGGCAUUUUUACACAGUUUUGGCCUCGAAGGCGGGAAUUUAAACGAACCAAUCUUGAAAAGGUCAAAUGUACGGAGGGUUACCCGGAAGGGGAUGGAGAAGCUUCAAAUUGAUGACGCACUAUUCAUGAACUGUUCCAUUACAAUCUCUAAUUGCAAGCAUGACACGUUUAUUAUCCCAGUAAUUAUCACUGAGGUCGGGUCGCUGAUAAACAAUUAUAUUCGAGAAUCUUGUCAGAGCUUUGAUUAUAAUGGGUUGAUGAAUUUCACUCUUAGGUUUUACCGUCGACAAACUUGGCACAUAUGGGCCUGCAUUCUUCAUGGCUGGCGGUGCUCUUAUUGUAGCUUCGUUUACUCCAUGGAUACUGUGCUGUCUUAGAGACAGGAAAACUGAAAAGAUUGAAGUAUCUCUUGAAGACUAUGAUGAUGGAACCGAUACCCAGCACUUGAAGGAGGAUAGCUGUCAUCACGAGCCUGGCUUUGAGGAGAUAACACCAGUUUCCGCAGUCCGCAGUCAACAAUGA
This is a messenger RNA of Pocillopora meandrina, 4514 nucleotides long. Lineage: Eukaryota; Metazoa; Cnidaria; Anthozoa; Scleractinia; Pocilloporidae. The record is from the annotation of a GenBank genome assembly.